UCUUCCCGCACCACAUAUUGACUACAAACAGGUAUAUAAGUCAACCACAGUUCAUAAACACGACGUAUAUCCCACCUCACGUGUCCCCCGCUAACCAAGACUUGCUGCCCCUCAUUCAAGUCUCUAUCAUGUAUAUCUUCCUGGAACCCGUCCACGAAAGCACCAUUGAUCUACAGAGGAUCCAGGUGUAUAUUGAUGCUUCCAACGAUUUUCUAGACCUACAACACAGACUCAGCUUGCUCCUAAAUGAUAUACAGAGCGAAAUGGCUCGCAUGGUCAACGACUCCAUCGCUCAAGCGUCCUGCUCCUCCUCCACCCCGUUCCCCAUUAGGAACACGUACAACCACGAGUAUGCCUUACAAGAGAACAUCAAACCUUUUAAAGAAUUGAGUAGCUCUUUGACCAGCAUUAUUAUCACCUUGCAGAUCUUGGGAUUGCCGUUGGAUCAGCAAAACUUCUUCAUUCACUGGAUGAAGGUGCUCUACAAUACCGUAUCUGUCAAAGUGAACUCCACUACUUCUCUUGGUCCGCUGUCUCCCACUUCCUCCAUAAUCAAAAACUACCGGAAAAAUGAGAUAUUAGAAGCCACCAUCAGCGAGUUCCAGCCGUUCCCGGAGAUUAUCCACUUGGCCAUUAACCGCAGCAAGAUCACCUUGAAAGAAUUUUUGUACUACUUUGACACCGAAAACUUCUUGACCAACUAUGAGACAUUACGUUCGUACCAACAGGAUGACAAGUUUCACCACCUAGGUCAUAGCCAACCCCAGGACCAGUUUUACAACUACCAGGUCACCGUGGACAAGCUCUCUGCUAAGAGAAAAAGGGGCUUUGAGGAGGUUGACGAAGCCCUCACUGUGGAUGACAAGAGAUUGCGGAUAUAGGACACCCAUUAGGGUGCCAAGAAGUGUGCGUAUUUUUACGUGGUUCAUCUAAAUUGGGGUGAAACAAUUUAAUUGACUCUUGUGUGGAUGUAUCUAUAGCAUAUAUUUUUGAGCUCAUUGUUAAGGGUUAGCAAUGCAUGCUCAAGAGUCUAGCACCAUUGUUUCGACCCCCGCUGAUUUCCGCAAACCCUGUGGAAAGUUUUCAAAGUGUCUAGUUGAAUAUUAUCCUCUUGAGUAUUUAUCUAUAAUCCAUCAGAUGCUAGACAAUU
Messenger RNA from Babjeviella inositovora NRRL Y-12698, 1150 nucleotides. RefSeq lists its product as uncharacterized. The record is from RefSeq and is a predicted model, not a curated record. NCBI's taxonomy places the organism in Eukaryota, Fungi, Ascomycota, Pichiomycetes, Serinales. The transcript has a single exon. Bases 129 to 881 code for a protein of 250 amino acids.